Molecule: messenger RNA, 501 nt
Organism: Protopolystoma xenopodis
Lineage: Eukaryota; Metazoa; Platyhelminthes; Monogenea; Polystomatidea; Polystomatidae
Source: the annotation of a GenBank genome assembly
ACUGCACGCUUUGAUCAAUCUACACCUUUCUUCACAGCUAUUCUUAUUUCUCUCUAUAUAUUUGCACAGGGAAAGUACAUAGUGUGCUUUGAUCCACUCGACGGCUCCUCCAACAUUGACUGUCUUGGGUCAAUCGGCUCCAUAUUCAGCGUCCUUCGUCGACCAGAGACCGAUGAUCCCGAACAAUUCAUUGAUGUUCGACUGGCUCUGCAGACUGGACGGAACAUUGUUACAGCCGGAUAUGCACUCUACGGCAGUGCGACGGCGAUGGUGCUAUCCGUCGGCCAUGGGGUGCACGGAUUUAUGCUUGACCCGUCAUUGGGCGAAUUCAUUCUGACGCAGCCUAACAUGAUCAUUCGGCAGCGUGGUGACAUUUACUCCCUGAAUGAAGGUUAUGCCAGCUUCUGGCCAACUGCAGUCACCGAAUAUGUGAACUCGAAAAAGUUCACUAAGGCAAGUGAACUCAUGCCCUGUGGCAAUGGAUCAUCUCGAAUAAAAUAA